This is a messenger RNA of Ostrinia furnacalis (Asian corn borer), 1091 nucleotides long. RefSeq lists its product as uncharacterized. The transcript is spliced from 2 exons. Gene Ontology annotation, molecular function: protein binding. The record is from RefSeq and is a predicted model, not a curated record. Lineage: Eukaryota; Metazoa; Arthropoda; Insecta; Lepidoptera; Crambidae. The coding region runs from base 132 to 1028 and encodes 298 amino acids.
AGAUGACACAAUGGUGGUGAUGUUUUAUAAAGCCAAGCCUGCCUUAUGAGACAUUGGCCAAACUUAUUACGAAUCCCGACUGUGGUGGACGCAGACCUUUAUAAGCAAAGCAAAAUUGACAUGUGCCCAGAAUGCGCACAUUAAAGGCAGCAAUCACUGGUAUACUACCCAUCCUUUUCCUGCUCAUACAACAGAAUAAGACGGAAAAAUGUGAGAAGACCAAGAUCGGCAACGAAUACUACAAACGACAGCUCAUAGCUACCAUCGAUGGCUAUCCUACAGGAAUUGUCAUAGAUCCCAGAACGGAGCACAUAUUUUUCAUCCUUCAUAAAAGAAACUACACGAAAGGGAUACAUCUACUAAAGCAUGGAUCUUUGGGAAUCAAAGAACUGCCAGUUUCUGAUGAUAUCAACGGCCAAUGUGUGGGCAUAGAUGUGGCUAACAACGUCAUCUACAUAGGCACAAAUCAAGGACUCAUCACUUAUGAUUAUUCUAGAACAGAAAUCACAGCAGAAAGGCCUAUAGGUGACGAUGAUGUCAGAGGGAUAUUCAUUGACAAAACUGACAAUCAAAUGUACAUUGCUACUGGGUCAAACCACGAAAUUUUCCGAUUUAUGAACGGCUCUGCAGCGGUAAAAAGGUACGAGAAGAUUCCCAAGGCGUACAGUUUCGUUUUAGAUAGCAAAGGAAACGCUUUUUACGAGUAUGUAGACGGAAGAUUGUACUUUUUCUCCAUAGAUUUCUACGAGCCUAUCCAAUACAAAGGUUUUACUAGAGAACUGAAGUAUAUUCUUCAACUGAAUAACAACGAUGAAGCAAUAGUUGCUGUGAAGGGCUCCCUGUUUAGAUUAUUCACGAAAAGCAUUCUGCCAGUUAAAAUAGGGCAACUUGGUUUCAAAAUCACUGGAAUGGCGUUUGAUACUAAAAAUAACAUAGUUAUUGGAACUAAAGGCAAGAUUUAUAGAUAUAAACCUGUUGAUAACAACGAUCCGUGCCCCCCAGAUGACUAUUUCAUGUCUAGCAUCUAAAUUACAUUAUAUUUUAUGAUUUUGUGACGUUUUGUGACUAAGUGUAAUAUAUUUUUUUACUAA